GAUCUCAUUUCAGCGUAAUCAUCAGUUUGUGCUGCUGACGAUAAGUUGUCUGAAAUGUUCCUGGGAUCGCUGACAAACUCCAGUAAAUGCUCUGUUUACCACUUUACCACCCUGUACACAAUUAAAUGAGGCACUGGAGUGCGGGACACAUAUGGCUGUGUAUGAUGAGAAUAUCCUGAAGAACCCUUUUUACCAGGCCCUGGAAAAACACCGGCCGGAUCUGUGCAGCAGGGUGGCAGAACUCCAUGGCAUUAUUCUGGUGCCGUGUUGUGGAAGUUUACCAGCGGGCUCUUUCCCAGCAUCUCAGUUCGAGGGGUACGUGCUCCAGCCUGCCGAACAGGGUUACCAGACGCUGGAUGGAAAGGAAGUGUCUAUAGACAAUAACCAGGUCCGGCUGGGUGCAGGGUUUCCCAAUCCCACCUCUGUCCCCAUCCUGUUCGAGGAGACCUUCUACAAUGAGAAAGAGCAGGCCUACAGCAUACUGUGCAUCGCACGGCCCUUCGACGCCGACCACAGCCCUGAGGAGUUGAGUAGUGUUUCUGCUCCGUACUGUCUGAAGAGUAUCGGGGAUGUGAGGGAGUUUCUGGGCCGCCAUGCUGAAAAACUGGACAAGCUUGUGGCCGCCUUCUCCCACUCCUUUAAAGAACAAGAGAGGAAGGGCCUCCGACAUCAAAUAGACUCUGUAAAUACCCUUUACACAAAAUGUCUUCAGCUGCUGUUGAGGGACUCUCGACUGAAGAUUUUGGCGAGACAGGAGAUACAGAUGACUCUACUCAAACAAGCAGUGGAGAUGUACAUCCAUCAUGGCAUCCAUGAUCUACUCUUUAGUUAUGUGGGGAGUCUUGAAGCAAGUCGGGAUGCGGCGUUCAACAAAACGACGCGCUCCUUGCAGGAUCUGCAGCAGAAGGAGCUUGGUGUGAAGUCAGAAUUCAGUAUAAACAUUCCUCGUGCUAAGCGGGAGUUGAGUCAGCUGAACAGCUGUACGUCUCCCCAGCAGAAACUGCUCUGCAUAAGGAAGGUUAUUUUAACCAUCAUGCAGUCAACCAGACGCAGAGAUACAGCGGUGAGCAUCGAGGCCAUGUGUGCUGACGAUCUCCUGCUAGUCAUUCUCUAUCUGCUAAUCAAAACAGAAAUCCCUAACUGGAUGGCCAAUCUGAGCUACAUAAAGAACUUCCGCUUCCGUAAGUCCAGUAAGGAUGAGCUGAGUUACUGUCUCACCUCGUUUGAGGCUGCGGUGGAGUACAUCAGCCAGGGAAACCUCACCCCGAGCGCUCUGGGGUCAGGAGAUCGACUGUCCUUCAGACACAAGGUGGACCUGCUGUCCCAGAAUGCUACACCUAUAGACCAGCUGUUUGAGCACAUUGUGAGUGGAAAUGAGGCCGAGGUGAAGCGUUUGCUAAGCGAGAGUGAGAAUGAGGAGGACGGGAGGAAGUUAUGUCACCCACUCUGUUCCUGUGACGCCUGCGACCGCCACAUCUCAGGGAGGUUAAACGACCCGUCCAUCGUCACUCCAUUCUCUCGGGAUGACCGAGGCUACACUCCUCUACAUGUUGCUGCUAUUUGUGGUCAGUCCCUGCUGAUUGAUUUGCUGGUGUCGAAGGGAGCUGUGGUGAACGCCACCGAUUAUCACGCGCUCACACCGCUGCACCUCUCCUGCCAGAAGGGCUUCCAGGGCGUCACGCUGCUGCUCUUGCAUUACAAGGCAAACACAGAUGCUCAGGAUAACAAUGGAAACACCCCUCUACACCUGGCCUGCAUGUACGGCCACGAAGAUUGUGUGAAGGCGCUGCUGUACUUCGACCUGCACUCCUGUCGACUGAACGUUCAGAACGAUAAGGGAGACACGCCGCUGCACAUCGCCGCUCGCUGGGGCUACGAGGGCAUCAUGGAGGUGCUCCUGGAGAACGGGGCAUCAACCCUCAUCCACAACAAAGCCAAGGAGACGCCGUUACACUGUGCUCUCAACUCCAAGAUUCUGUCGUUGUUGGAGCGCGGACACAAUGACUCCAGUAAAAGGGAAAGUGGAUUCGAGUCUCCGAGUCGCUCUCCUCAGCCGUCUGACUGCAGCAGCAGGCGUUCAUCUGCGUCCAGUAUGUCUUCUCUCAGUGUGGAGGCCACACCGCCGGACGCCGAGCGCACACGACACAAAGAGGUGGAGAAGUUGUUGAGAGCCGUGGCUGAUGGAGAUGUGCAGAUGGUGCGUUAUCUGUUGGACUGGCUGGAUGAGGAGCCAGAGGACGAGGAAGCUUCAGUGCCAGUGAAGACCGUGUUGUGCCAUCCUCUGUGUCAGUGCCCCAGCUGUGAACCUGCACAGAAGAAAGCGGCCCGCCUGCAGCCGGACGGUGUGGGUGUGAACAGCAGUGCUGACGGCUUCACUCCGCUCCAUGUGGCGGCGCUGCACGGACACACAGCUCUGGUGUCUCUCUUCACCCGCCACGGGGCCAACAUCAACGCUCGCAACAAUCAGAGCGCCACCCCGCUCCACCUGGCCUGCCAGAACAGCCAGAUACAGGUGGUGUCUGCUCUGCUGGAGUGUAACGCCAAACUGAACAAGAAAGACCAGUAUGGAAACACUCCGCUGAUUCUUGCUUGUCUGAAGGGAAAUCUGGACAUAGCCACUAUUUUGCUUGAGAGCGGUGCGCUGGUGAAUCUGGCUAAUAAUCAGGGUAACAGCGGUCUGCAUGAGGCGGUGAGAGGGGGACACGUCCAGCUGGUGGAGCUCCUGCUGCACAGAGGGGCUUUAGUGCACAUGCGCAACAAGAGACAGCGGACCGCCCUCGACUGUGCACACGAGACCGCCGGGCAGAAUACAGAAAUUCAGAGACUCCUGCAGAAAGUCUUUGCUGAUGCUCCGGACAUUCAUCCAGUUAAACCACACUCCAGAGGAACAGAUGGCAUUGUGGUUCAAAGAGUAAAACUGCAUGAGAGUCCCAGCAGUGGCAGGAAAGACACAGACCACACAAAACACAGGAGUCUGAAGAGGACUGACAGAGCAGUGACCACGAUAGGAGUAUUAGACCAGACAGAGGAGGGUCAGAGUGACAGACGCAGACUGGUGAGAGGAGAGACGGUGGACAGCAGCGGGCCUCAGUCGCCUCGCGCCCACAGCAGGAGCAUGACCCGCUGCCACACCAUCAGCCAGGACCUGACCCAGCGCUCGCUGCAGGAGCCCAACGGGGAGGAGGAAGACGAUGGGGAGACCGCUGCCACAGAAAUGGACAAUGUUGUGUUGUGAUGGUGGUCAACCGGUUUAAUAGACUAAAUAUUAAGUCCAUCAUUACUAAAUCAGCUCCGCCACCUCAUCCUGGUCUUUAUUGUAUUUGAGUGUUGAACGAUCUAAACUUUAUUGACUUGAAUAUGCAAGAACUGUCAUUGUUUUUCAAGGUUUUUCAACAUUUUCUCAUGCUUGUGGUUUAUGAGCUGAGAAAAAAAGUUUUAGAUGUUUUAAGGGUCUGAAUGUGGAAAUCAGAAAGAGGAAGUUGCUUUUAAUAUUCCACUUAAAAAUGAUGCUCUUAAAUCACAAAAUAGAAAAAGUUAGCAUGUGUCAGCACUGGUGGGUGAAACGGCAGUCGAUAUUUGAGCUGUCUGAAGAGACUUUGGAAACUUGCUUCAUUUAUUGCAUGUAGGUUAAAGGGAGACGUUUACAAAAACUACAGAAAGAAUGUUUUUUUUUUUUUUUUUUUUUUGAGCACUUUUUAAUUUUCCGAAUGUCACAUUAUAAAAAGGGAUAAUUAAGGAUAUAAUUAUGUAGCAAGAUAUUAGUUUUCCUCAUAUUUUUUCCAAAACGUAAGUUGUUGCAUCUCUGUGUGUAGGCAACUAUUAAUGGAAACUCUUUUUUUCCACAACAUUAGAUGCUGUUCUUAAAGUCAGAUGGCAGUUUUUGUUUUCUUUUUCUUUUCACCCUUUUAGUGUCUUUCCUGUUUCCAGGGUUUUUUUUUUUUUUUUUUUUAGUUUCUUUUGACAAUUGUCUUAGCAUAUGGUGAAAAGGUUGCAUUUGUGUAAGCGUACAGAGUUAGGAAUAAAUCUGAUGUGUGUGGGGGUCAGCGGAGGGCAGUAUUAUGGACCACGGCUCUGUUUAAAUCAUGCACUUUAUUCCCUCGCAGGUUUUCUGUUGGUUUGGUUUUAGGAGCUGAGCUCAUGAAGCCUGAUUGAUUGCAUUUUGAGUGGCGGGUGUAAAUGCAUUUUCUGCUGCAGGAGUGUGUUAGCGGGGACAGAAUUAAUGCUGGGCAGGACGUCAUUAAAUAUUAUCUUCACACAAACUGACCAUGAAAUAAAACAGAGCUAGUUUGUGAUUUGAUGUGUCUUUGAAUGUAACAGUUCUUUGUGGCAAUCUGAAGAACUAGAGAGCAAUUAUUUUUGUAUGUUUCCAUAACCGUUUUUGUGUAACAUUGCAGUGAAUGUGCCUUAUUUAAUUUGUGCCAACAUAAUGUAAUAAAACCACAUAACAAUAAAGAAAUGUAUUAAAGCUGACAUCAA
Molecule: messenger RNA, 4476 nt
Organism: Carassius auratus (goldfish)
Lineage: Eukaryota; Metazoa; Chordata; Actinopteri; Cypriniformes; Cyprinidae
Gene: ankrd27
Product: ankyrin repeat domain 27 (VPS9 domain)
Exons: 29
Coding region: 152-3235 (1027 amino acids)
Biological process (GO): early endosome to late endosome transport; neuron projection morphogenesis
Cellular component (GO): late endosome; plasma membrane; neuron projection
Molecular function (GO): SNARE binding; guanyl-nucleotide exchange factor activity
Source: RefSeq, a predicted model, not a curated record